Messenger RNA from Anopheles gambiae (African malaria mosquito), 1675 nucleotides. It is a transcript of the gene Eb1, whose product is annotated as microtubule-associated protein RP/EB family member 1. Gene Ontology annotation, molecular function: microtubule plus-end binding. The transcript is spliced from 7 exons. NCBI's taxonomy places the organism in Eukaryota, Metazoa, Arthropoda, Insecta, Diptera, Culicidae. Gene Ontology annotation, cellular component: microtubule plus-end; microtubule organizing center; spindle midzone. The record is from RefSeq and is a predicted model, not a curated record. Bases 489 to 1343 code for a protein of 284 amino acids. Gene Ontology annotation, biological process: regulation of microtubule polymerization or depolymerization; protein localization to microtubule plus-end; spindle assembly.
GUUUUCAAAAACCAAUUGUUUCUUGUUUCGUACGGGUUACAGUCGCUCAGCAAGCCUUGCCGUGGAAUCCGGUCGUUUUUGCACAGUAAUCGAGCUAGUUAGCCGAGUGAAGGAGUAUUGAACUGCGUUUCAAGUUGCCGGUGGAAAAUACUUUGUUGGCUUCAGUUUUGGCCAUUGUCAGGGCGCUCGUAGGUGCGUGUGAGUAAACGCCACGCGUAUAUGAAAAGAGCGGAUCGUGUGUACGUUGUGUGUGUUUGUGAGUAAUUGGUGUGAAAAGGGAAUCAAAAGAAAGCACGGCAGAGACGAGAACAGCAAAAAGGUACCUUCUGCGCCGGAAAAGAGGAAUCUUAAAGUUGAGUUGUGAAAAGUGUGGUAUAGACGAGAACGGGUUGCAGUUUUCUACGAACGAACACUAUCGUUCCUUGAUUCCCUAUCGAGCGUUUUUGUACAUUCGGCUGCGGAAUCGUACAACAUAGUCGGUGUUAAACAUGGCCGUUAACGUUUAUUCGACGAACGUGACGACAGACAAUCUCUCGAGGCAUGAUAUGCUUUCGUGGGUAAACGAUUGUCUGCGAUCGCAAUUCACCAAGAUCGAGGAACUAUGCACCGGAGCUGCGUAUUGCCAAUACAUGGACAUGCUAUUCCCGGGUUCCGUACCAAUGAAGCGUGUAAAGUUUCGCACUAACCUCGAGCACGAGUACAUCCAGAACUUCAAAAUCCUGCAGGCUGCUUUCAAGAAGAUGAACGUCGAUAAGAUAAUUCCAAUCGAUAAACUAAUUAAGGGUCGCUUCCAAGAUAACUUUGAAUUUUUACAAUGGUUCAAAAAGUUCUUCGACGCAAACUAUGAUGGUAGAGAGUAUGAUGCUUUAUUAGCGCGCGAUAACCUACCGAUGGGAAUGGGUUCGGGUGCGGGUGCACCGAAAGGUAACGGUGUAUCAGCCGUAGCUCCACCCCGUAAAAUGGCAAUCGGCACCACCGCACCACGUGAUAGAAUCAAACCGAUGUCCAAAGUUGCACCCACCCGACAGAUGGUGCAGAGUCCGCCUAGCCGUAUUGGAGGUGGCGUUAACGUAAAUACGAGCAAAUCGUCCUCCCAGAAUAGCGUGACGAAUCAGCAGAUCGAGGAACUGAACUCACAAAUCAGUGAUAUGCGAUUAAACUUCGAAGGACUGGAAAAAGAACGUGAUUUCUAUUUCAGUAAACUGAGGGAUAUUGAAAUUCUCUGCCAAGAUGAUGAACAAAGCCAGAGUCCUUUCGUUCAAAAGAUUCUAGAGAUUCUUUAUGCCACUGAGGACGGUUUCGCGCCACCAGAUGAAAUACCGCCAGAAGAAGAGGAAUAUUAAGGUGCGUCGUAAAGUGUUGAUGCUGAUGCUGAUCGAAUCGUACUGCUCCUGCUGGGCGAGAUAAAGAUGAUCGAUUUGGAUGUGUACAUCAUCUGCUCCAAGUAACCAUACUAAUGAAACGAAAUGUAGAGAUGAAAUCAGAGCAUAAACAAAAAUAAGAAGGAAGAAAUGAAAGUAACCCAAUAGAAGAACAGUGCAGUGUAUGCCGUACUGUGCAUCCCAAAGGUAUUCCAAGGAUGGCAAAGAAAUACGCUACAUAAGUGAGGGUUUGCGUUAAAACCACAGGAUUUCUACAAGCUUCAUGAAGAAAAAAAAAAGAAAAGAAAAAAGAA